AUGGCUAAAAUUAACAACUCAGGGCAAAGGAUAUUGAGGAAAAAGGAAAAACAAGUGAGAUAUCUGCAAGCUAAUAGCAGAGAACUCAACUCUACCUUUGGAUAUCCCAACAAUACCAUCAAGACCUCAAGAUACAGUGUCUUUAACUUCUUGCCCCUGAACCUGUUUGAACAAUUCCAGAGACUUGCAAAUGCAUAUUUCCUCAUUUUGCUAUUCCUACAGUUGAUUCCCCAGAUCUCCCCCUUGGCAUGGUACACGACUGUGAUACCCCUGAUGGUGGUGCUAUCCAUAACAGCAGUGAAGGAUGCCAUCGAUGAUGUGAAAAGGCACCAAAAUGACAAUCACGUCAACAACCGUUCUGUUCUGGUGGUGAUGAAUGGCAGGAUAAAGGAAGACAAAUGGAUGAAUAUUCAAGUGGGAGAUAUAAUAAAACUAAAAAAUAAUCAGCCUGUCACGGCUGAUGUGCUAUUACUCUCUAGCAGUGAGCCCUAUGGUCUGACAUAUAUAGAAACAGCAGAACUGGAUGGUGAAACCAACCUGAAAGUGAAGCAGUCCAUCUCAGUUACCAGUAACUUGGAAGAUAACCUGGGGCUGCUGUCUGCUUUUGAUGGAAAAGUGAGGUGUGAGUCUCCCAAUAACAAGUUGGACAAAUUCACAGGAAUACUGACUUUUAAGGGAAAAAACUACACCCUGGACCAUGACAAGCUGCUACUCCGAGGCUGCAUCAUCAGGAAUACAGAUUGGUGCUAUGGCUUGGUGAUUUACACUGGACCAGACACCAAAUUAAUGCAGAACUGUGGAAAGUCUACCUUUAAGCGGACACACAUGGACCAUCUCUUGAAUGUCCUUGUGCUCUGGAUUUUCCUGUUUUUAGGCGGCAUGUGUUUUAUCCUAGCAAUUGGGCAUGGCAUUUGGGAAAACAAAAAAGGCUACUACUUCCAGGAUUUUCUACCAUGGGAAGAAUAUGUGUCUUCAUCAGUUGUCUCUGCCAUCCUCACAUUCUGGUCCUACUUCAUUAUUCUCAACACUAUGGUGCCCAUUUCCCUUUAUGUCAGUGUUGAGAUAAUAAGAUUGGGCAACAGUUGCUAUAUCAACUGGGAUCGGAAGAUGUAUUAUGCACCAAAGAACACACCAGCACAGGCUCGCACCACCACCCUUAAUGAGGAACUUGGCCAGGUCAAAUAUGUGUUCUCCGACAAAACCGGAACCCUGACUCAGAACAUCAUGAUUUUCAAUAAGUGUUCUAUUAAUGGGAUAAUCUAUGGUUGUGGCUAUGACAAGAAUGGACAGAAGGUAAAAGUCUCUGAGGAAACAGAAAAGGUCGACUUCUCCUACAACAAACUGGCUGAUCCUAAGUUUUCAUUUUAUGACAAUACUUUGGUGGAAGCCAUGAAAAAGGGAGAUCACUGGGUGCACUUGUUUUUCCUCUCUCUCUCAUUGUGUCACACUGUGAUGUCAGAAGAGAAAGUGGAAGGUAAGCUGGUGUACCAGGCUCAGUCCCCAGAUGAAGGUGCCCUCGUCACUGCUGCCAGGAACUUUGGCUUUGUAUUCCGUUCCCGCACAUCUGAGACGAUCAUGGUAGUUGAAAUGGGUGAGACCAAAGUCUACCAACUGCUGGCUAUUUUGGACUUCAGCAAUGUGCGCAAGAGGAUGUCUGUUAUUGUGAGGACACCUGAAGAUCGAGUAAUGUUAUUCUGCAAGGGUGCAGACACCAUUCUCUGUCAGCUGCUCCAUCCAUCCUGUAGAUCCCUCAGAGAAGUGACCAUGGAACAUUUAGAUGAUUUUGCCUUUGAAGGUCUCCGCACCCUCAUGGUGGCCUACCGAGAAGUGGAUAAUGCCUUCUACCAGGCCUGGAGCAAGAAGCACAGUGAAGCCUGCCUGUCUUUGGAAAAUCGGGAAGAUAAAAUGUCAGAUGUCUAUGGAGAGAUGGAAAAAGACUUGAUGCUGUUAGGGGCCACAGCCAUAGAAGACAAGCUCCAGGAUGGUGUACCUGAGACAAUCACCAUCCUGAACAAAGCCAAAAUUAAGAUAUGGGUCUUAACUGGAGAUAAGCAAGAGACUGCUGUGAACAUUGCCUAUGCCUGUAACAUAUUUGAGGAAGAAAUGGAUGGAAUAUUCAUUAUGGAAGGCAAGAAUGAUGAGACUGUUCGGCAAGAACUCAGGUUGGCAAGGAACAAGAUGAAACCUGAGUCUCUACUGGAAUCAGACCCAGUAAACACCUACCUGAACACGAAGCCCCAAAUGCCCUUCAGAAUACCUGAGGAGGUGCCCAAUGGCAACUAUGGCUUGAUCAUCAAUGGCUACAGUCUGGCCUAUGCUCUAGAAGGGAACCUGGAGUUGGAACUGCUGCGAACAGUGUGCAUGUGCAAGGGAGUGAUCUGCUGCCGGAUGACACCGCUUCAGAAGGCCCAGGUGGUAGAGCUGAUGAAGAGGUACAAGCAGGUGGUGACACUGGCCAUCGGGGAUGGGGCCAAUGACGUCAGCAUGAUCAAAGCUGCCCACAUUGGGGUUGGCAUCACUGGCCAGGAGGGAAUGCAGGCCAUGCUCAACAGUGACUACGCCAUCUCCCAGUUCCGCUAUCUUCAGCGUCUACUCUUGGUCCAUGGCCGAUGGUCCUACAAUCGCAUGUGCAAGUUUCUCAGCUACUUCUUUUACAAAAACUUUGCCUUCACCCUGAUGCACUUCUGGUAUGCCUUCUUCAGCGGGUUCUCUGCACAGACAGUUUAUGAUACCUGGUUUAUCACUUUCUACAACCUGGUCUACACCUCCCUCCCUGUCCUGAGCUUGAGUCUGUUUGACCAGGACGUGAAUGAAACAUGGAGUCUACGCUUCCCAGAGCUGUAUGACCCAGGCCAGCACAACCUCUAUUUCAACAAGAAGGAGUUUGUGAAGUGUUUAGUGCGUGGGAUCUAUAGUUCCUUCGUGCUGUUCUUUAUCCCUAUGAGGACCAUUCACAACUCAAUGGACAGUGAUGGGAAAGAGAUCUCUGACUACCAGUCCUUCUCCCUGAUAGUGCAGACUGCUUUGCUCUGCGUGGUCACAGUGCAGAUUGCCCUGGACACAACCUACUGGACGUUGAUAAGCCACAUCUUCACCUGGGGUAGCCUGGGUUUCUACUUUUGCAUCUUAUUCCUCCUGUACAGUGAUGGCUUGUGCCUAAUGUUCCCCAACGUCUUCCAAUUCCUAGGUGUGGCCAGGAACACUCUGAACCUGCCACAAAUGUGGCUGAUUAUUAUCCUCAGCGUGGUUCUCUGUAUUUUGCCUGUGAUUGGGUACCGAUUUCUCAAACCAUUGUUCUGGCCUGCCGACGUGGACAAGAUUAUGAACAGAAUUCAUCUUUGGACAAGACAUCCACUGCUACCCCCUACCCAGACCAAACUGAGACACACAAGGCCUCGACGUUCUGCCUAUGCAUUCUCCCACAAACAGGGCUUUGGGGCCCUCAUCACUUCAGGCAAAACAAUGAAGGACAAGCAAGCCGUGCUUGCGGCGCACCACCCCAAAGGGGCGGGGCAGGGGCCGCAGAAGGCGGGGCUGCGGCCGAAGCCUCGCGGCUCCGGUCGCCGGAAAGCACUGCGCGUGACUCGCGGCACCCAUCGCAGUGAGCAGCUUGGGAGGUGGGCAAGCACGGCCGGCCCAGAGGACCGAACCAACGCGCCGUCCGGAGGGGCGGCUGGAGGGAAAGCCAGAUCGGACCAUCGGCUCCGCGGCUGCAGGGGGGCCCGGACAUUACCAACCCGGCCGGAGAGGAGGGGGGCGCCGGCCUGUCCCAGCUGCAGCACUACCCCAGGAGGGCGCGAGACGCGGCCGCCGGCGCCGCAGCCGCCGCCAGCACCCUCGCCGCCGGCACGAUCCAGCCCAACCGUCUCCUCAGACUGUCCCUGCGGUGACACCCCUCAGCUGACUCGCGCCCAGCUGUAUCGUUGUAUCCACAUCUCCUUUGCGGGCCCUGAGAGAGCGCAGCGGCCCAGCAGCCAGCCCCGUGACCGUGGCGGGGGCUUCCGCACAGCCAGUCCCAGCCAGGCCGUCGGUGCCCUCUGCCCCUUUGGCCCCUGGUUCCGGAGUUGGUAUCUGCCUGAGUCAGGCUAA
Messenger RNA from Enhydra lutris kenyoni (northern sea otter), 4089 nucleotides. RefSeq names its product phospholipid-transporting ATPase FetA-like. The transcript has 31 exons. NCBI's taxonomy places the organism in Eukaryota, Metazoa, Chordata, Mammalia, Carnivora, Mustelidae. The record is from RefSeq and is a predicted model, not a curated record. Gene Ontology annotation, biological process: Golgi organization; phospholipid translocation. The coding region runs from base 1 to 4089 and encodes 1362 amino acids. Gene Ontology annotation, cellular component: plasma membrane. Gene Ontology annotation, molecular function: ATPase-coupled intramembrane lipid carrier activity; magnesium ion binding; ATP hydrolysis activity.